Daphnia carinata is the source of this 1446-nucleotide messenger RNA. RefSeq lists its product as uncharacterized. Lineage: Eukaryota; Metazoa; Arthropoda; Branchiopoda; Diplostraca; Daphniidae. The transcript has 8 exons. The record is from RefSeq and is a predicted model, not a curated record. The coding region runs from base 156 to 1259 and encodes 367 amino acids.
GAGAAAACAGAAAGGCGGAAAAAAGUCGGUUGUAUUGGACCAGUCUCAACAGUCCAGCUCGUACCGUCAAAGCAUCAACAUCUAGCCAACCAUAUCUGCUUGCUUAUCUGUGUCGUCCAUAUCGCGUGCCUUGAUAUCAAACUGGUGAAAAAAAAAUGCGUCUGCUCAUCUUGUCGGUUCUAAUCGCCUUCAUGUCAUCCGCUUCAGCAGGAGUUGUAUCGGAUCGAUUGAAAGCAACGAUGAAUAAAUAUCAAAAGAUUGAAGUGUCUUUGCCUGAAACUCGGCCCAUCAGCUCGAAAGGAAUUAUGCAAAACAUCCAGAACGCCAUUGGAAAUCGUCAUGUGACUUUCAAGAUCCCGGCCAUCCCUUUUGUGUCAAACCUUUGGCGAAGCCGAAACUCAACUGGCAAUGCAGCAAUAGCCAAAAAUGCAACAGCGCUGUCAAAUGCAGAAGGACAUCAACAACAAGAUAUCGGGGUCAGCAGCAUCAUCUCGACAUCAACGGCCGUGCCAACUAAACCCGGCGGUCAUCCAGAUUGGUGCGGAGGUAACAUCCUUUUGGAUCUCAAUUCCCGCAGGGAGUUAACCUACAAAUCGACUCAGUUCCCGGCCGGACGCUCCACCCCUUACGCCUGUUCGUGGGACGUCAAGGUGAGCAAAAACUGCCGUCGCGGGCGGGUGACUAUGAGGAUGGACGGACGCAGUCGGCUAGCACAAGAAGAUCGAUGCAGUAAAGGAUAUUAUCGAGUAUCGCCGUUCAUGAAGGAAGCCAAAAUCUGUGGACGGAUUGGAACGGUUCCACCAUUCCAGUGGUAUGUCGACGACAAACAGCCAGAAGAUGUCACUAUUAUUAUGAAAAAUAUCGGCCUCAAUGACGGCAACUCUGAAGGACUGUCAUUUACACUCUCUGGUGAAUGUCUGUCAAAGGAUGGUAGCGGCGAAACGAAGAAUAAGACGAGGGAUGUCGCCAUGGACAAUAUGGAGACCAACAGUCGAUGGAUGUACCGUCUGUUGAUGGAUUCAACGACACCUGGCAGCCGCCAAAGUCAAGUCGUUCUCCACACGGCCAGCAUGUCGUUGCAACCCAAUUCCAAACUGUCGGCAAAAGCUUCGGAAAAGAUCAGCCAAGAUUUCGGCCAAGCCUUGGCGUCACAACCGGAUCUAGCGCCGGCUGAAAGUUCGACGACCUCCAAACCAGCCAAUAAAAUCACAUUUUAUUCGCCUCUUUAUCUCAUUUUCAGAAAAUUUAAUCUCAUCUAAGAUUUUGAGAGUUAAAAACAAGGAAACUGCUGGUCAGCUCCUCGUUCUAUUAUUUAAACGGAAAUAUGUACACAAAUUUUAUAAAAAAAGACUAUUUAAACAUUUUUUUUGUAAUUUAAAACUCAUGUAGUAUAAGCUUGAAUAGAACUGCUAACAAAAUACAAGUGGCCUAUUCUUGGAAUCGAAA